Lytechinus variegatus (green sea urchin) is the source of this 4828-nucleotide messenger RNA. It is a transcript of the gene pax6, whose product is annotated as paired box protein Pax-6-like. The coding region runs from base 547 to 1971 and encodes 474 amino acids. The record is from RefSeq and is a predicted model, not a curated record. NCBI's taxonomy places the organism in Eukaryota, Metazoa, Echinodermata, Echinoidea, Temnopleuroida, Toxopneustidae. The transcript is spliced from 9 exons. Gene Ontology annotation, molecular function: DNA-binding transcription factor activity, RNA polymerase II-specific; RNA polymerase II cis-regulatory region sequence-specific DNA binding. Gene Ontology annotation, biological process: anatomical structure development; regulation of transcription by RNA polymerase II.
AUGUAUGCAAAUGGUGUUUUGAGAAGGUGUGGGGGUUUGAGCGAGGUUGGUCGGGCCAUGCUCCGUGUGGUUGGUCGCUCUUUUUCAAUGGGCACUGGCAUAAAAGUGUAAGAUCGCUCAGCGAACCGCACCAAAGCACACGGCCGUGUAGUAAUCGCUCAUCGUUCAUCCGUCUACACUCAUUUUGUGACAACAUUUUUUUUUUCAUCCAGCGCUGUCCUCCCCGUUCCAACGCCAGCAAAGCCCGGGGCUAAACUCUGUACUAUCAGGCCUCGUACACAUGUUUUCCCUCUCUUUCCUACAACACGGACUAACACUUCUUUUCGCGGUAAUAAAUCAAGAAUUUCAAUACACUACAUUUUGGACUCAUUAGAUUCGCAAAAAUAAAAAUAAUAAAUUUCAUCGUUGUUUAUACUAUUCCAUUGAUGAAGCUCUGAUUUUUUUUAAUUCAUCCGCAAUUAGACUGAAAUAUUGCUUCUUCAGAAAUAUUUCUAUUUUGUUGGACUUUGAUCGGGAAAGGUGGAAACAUUCAUUCCCUUACAAGAAAUGUCACAACACGGUUUAGGGGACCCGCAACCGGUGGCGGUACAGCCGGGCAACAACCAACAACAAAUGGACCAGAACGGUGCGAGUAAACCCAAGAAAAGCAGCCGUUCACGAGAUCUCGAGUGGGGUAGCAUCGAAGGGGGAAAAGGACACAGCGGAGUAAACCAACUUGGAGGUGUCUUCGUGAACGGGCGUCCACUCCCGGACUCAACCCGACAGAAGAUAGUGGAGCUCGCUCACAGUGGCGCCCGCCCCUGCGAUAUAUCCCGCAUACUCCAGGUUUCCAAUGGUUGUGUGUCGAAGAUUCUCGGGCGCUACUACGAGACGGGGAGCAUACGUCCCCGGGCCAUCGGCGGCAGCAAGCCUCGAGUAGCCACCCCUCACGUCGUCACGCGGAUCGCUCACUACAAAAGAGAAUGUCCGUCGAUUUUCGCAUGGGAAAUCCGGGACCGACUUCUCGCCGAAAAGAUAUGCAAUCAAGAAAACAUUCCAAGCGUGUCAUCCAUAAAUCGAGUGUUACGCAAUCUUGCUGCAGAGAAAACUAUGGGUCACGGGGACAUGUUCGACAAACUGCGCAUGCUCAAUGGUCAGUGGGCGCGGUCGGGGCCAUGGUACGCUCCUAAUGUAAAUGCUGCUAUGCCAGGUCAACCUCUGGGUCAUCAUACUAUGGAGCCUUUCAAGAAAGAAGGUGAGCAUGAAGCAAAAGCAGAAGAUGACGAAGAUGCCCAAGCUAGAUUACGGUUGAAAAGAAAACUACAAAGAAACCGCACUUCAUUUACUGCUCAACAGAUUGAAGAACUCGAGAAAGAAUUUGAACGAACACAUUACCCAGAUGUCUUUGCGCGAGAGAGACUGGCACAGAAGAUUGACCUACCGGAAGCAAGAAUACAGGUGUGGUUCUCCAAUCGCCGUGCAAAAUGGCGUCGAGAGGAGAAAUUACGCAAUCAGAGGAGACAGCAGGCCGAGGUGGGUGGGGUCCAUACACAGUCUUCCAGUCAUCUACCGUUAAGUAGUGGUUACAGUAGCAACAAUGUUAGUGUUUAUCAGCCAAUCCCACAACCCUCCGCUGCUACCAUGGUACCAAGAACCGCACCAGACACAUACAGUGCCAUCCCUCCCAUGCCGAGUUUCUCGAUGGCUUCAGGUCCAAACAUCGGCAUGCAGCCUCGGGAAACCAGCUCUUACACGAGAAUGUUACAUCAACCAAGCCAUGGAUACGACUCACUCUACUCGGCCCCACCUAACCACCAUACUAUGACGUCACAUGGCCACGCCCCCACCCAUCAUGCAAUGCACCAGCCUCAUAUGAACAGCGCUUGCAAUAACGGUUUGAUCUCACCUGGCGUGUCCGUACCGGUACAGGUGCCUGGUUCUUCUCCCGCUGAUACCCACCCGUCUCACCAAUACUGGCCACGCAUCCAGUAGUCCUGAAAAACUAGUACCACUCUCCCGAACCACGAGAUAGGGGGAGGAAUAAAAACUCUCGGAAAUAUCGCCACCGUCGGUCAAAAUGAUACUGAUGCACAAUCGGAUUUGCAGGGUACUUGUAUAGCACAAAAACAUUGUAACAGUAUUUUACAAUGGGUUUUCAUCGUAUACAAUUAUUAGAAUAGAUAUAUACCAGUCCUUUUUCAGAAGCGGGCUGUUUAAGUCUGAGUCUGAUUAAACUUUUCAGAUUCUGCACUGCCCCUCUACCUCUUAUGUAAUGGUUGUUAACGGCAACGAUCUGAAAUGCAUGAGUCUUGCCCUAAAUAUUUUUUUAUAUGAAUGAAACCUGCAUUCAACUUUCACAAAGAAAAGGUCAUAAAUAUUAAACAAUGACCUAAUUAAUCAUGAUUGAUUAACCAUAAUAGAAAAAGAUUCAAAAGAUUUGGGAUAAAAAUCUGUACAUAACUUACCAUAUUCCCCUUUCAGCGAUAUCAUGGAACAUUGUUGAUGAAAUGAACGUGUAUCACAUACGUUGGUAAUUGCUAAUUAGGCAAGCAGCUGUAAUUAUGUCACACAGAUAAUAAUAUAUUUGCUUCAAAAAGUGAAUUGCAAUUGAGAAUGAAAAUUCACCCAGAGAAGAAAAUAUUAUAUAUUUCGAUAGUAUAAUAUUAUAUUUGAAACUCAACUUCUUGGCCAUGUAAAACCACUUUGUCACUAUUUAAGUCUUAAAUCCUAAAGUGCAUUCACAUCAGAAAGUGUGUGUUUGAUUACGCUGUAUCGUCUUUGAUAUAAUUCAUUGUAAGUAAUUAGUAGAGUAUAUAUAUCUUUUUAGCUUUCCAUACGUUUUCUUUCAAUCUUAAACUGUCUGCCAAUGAUUGGUCAGAUUUAACCAAUUGCACUGACGUACAUAUUUGGUCAGUUCUUCAAAAUACUUUCAUUUCAACGUUGAAUUUGACAGCGCCACAAACAAAACGGAUUAGAAAUAAGCAGAGAUCAGAAAACUGGAUGACUAAAGACAUUAUUUAUCAUAUUCGUGAAAGAAAUGUGGCUUAUCAAAAAAUAUGAAGAAAAAUUUCAGCCAUAAGGAUUAUGACACGCUCUCAAAUUAAGAGAUACAAGAAAUUACGAAAUGGUUAGUAUCCUCAUAGCAUUUGAUUUAGUUAACGCUAGCUCAUUAUAUUAAGCAAAGCUACGGUCAGACCUGCAAAACUAAGUACAGUCGACAAAAGAUAUGACGUUAUUACCAAUGACAGACCAUUCAUCGUUUUGGAAUUGGUUUUGUCGGUGUGCACUGGCAUAAGACCGCACAUUGAUAGGGUGUCCGUUUAUAACUCGGUUACCAAACUGGAGCAACACUGCAAGAUUUGGACACCCUCUACGUUCGUUGUCAGUCGCACAGUUUCCGCGGGCCGUCGCAGAAAGUGUUGUCCUCAAAUGAGACUCAAAAAAUCAAGCGCAAAUCUCAACCCAUUUUGAUUGGUUGAAAAGAGGUUACGUUCGAUAUCUUAACUUGCGUUUGAUUUCAACGCUUUCUGCAAUGGGCGCCUGAUCAUUUUAAUCAUGUAGUUAACAGGCGUAAAUUUUCUCCAAAUUAAAUGAAAGCAGAAAUUUUAUACCAGUAUGAUAUUUCAAUGAAAAUCCUGUCAAACUAUUGCAGUGAAUACAUAAGACCUAGCAUUUCAUAGAAGUGUGUACUUAGAUUUCUAUUAAAUCUGGACUUGAACCACGGUUAAAUAUUGAGAAUAUUAUGUUCAAAUAUUAAAAUUAAGCAAAGCACCUAUUACGAAUCAAGUAUGCCUUAAGAAUGGCAUACCCUAUGUUGUGACCGGUGUGUUAAGUCAUGAUUAAGUACUCACCAUAAUGAAACAUUAUUAAUAUUUAGCAUAUUUUAUAUACUCAUGAUUUAUUUAUCACAUUUAAAGCGUAGCCUUUAUCAUCUGCUUUGAGUCUUUUUGGGGGGCGAGAUUUUCCGACAGUUAGCUAGAGAAGAGAGCAUAGAUUUUAUACUCAAUGAUUAAUUUUGCUUUUUAAUAUGAAACACGAAGUUUUCCACAGUAUUGAAAACUUAUAGUCAGAACAUGCUUCGAUUUAGACGUGAACUACGCAAUACUUUAGACUUUGAUUAUACAAAUUAUUUUUAUUUCUACCUCUGUGAAUAACUAUUUGAUUUUAUGCAUCAGUGCACUUUUUAUGACGUCACGUGUUCCACUUUUUUCUGUGAUAAUACACAAGGUUUUAAUCUAUGAACUAAAAACAAAUUUUCUCUCACGCAGUCUUGUCAUUUUUAUGAUAAGUCCCAUAUAAAACGGGAUAUUGUCCUUGAUAUAUUUAUCACCGACAAUGAAACAUAUUCAUUGAAGUGCUGAUCGGCACAUAACUUUUCUACUAAUUUGCACCAUGGAAUAUUAUGAAAUUUGGUUUGGAAAUUGACGAAAUGAAUGCCUAUAUUUUAAUACACUAUAAUUCGGAUAAAUCCGUUUGCUUAGGUCCGGUUCGUUCUUUCGAGCUGGUUUGAUUUGAUUAGUCUAUUCGAUAAACGAUCGUACACUCUAACAAAAGAAAUCAGGCAAAAUGACUAGUUAAUAGGGUCAGCUGGGUCCAACUGUUAUUCUGGUCGUAUUUACGUAUUUUCCAAUCGUAUUUCAAUAGAAUUGAGUUAAUUCUGACUAGAAUGUGUGUCAGAAAUGUAACUAGACAAUCGGUUGCACCCAGCUGACUCCUGAUCUAGUCAAUUUGACUAAUUUGUUUUAAGAGUAUACAGUUCUAUAAAAUAAAGGUCACAAGUAUUUCCAUCAACAUCAAGACUAUUCCAUUACCCAAUUAUUUUGCGGUCCGAGUCAAUGUGACAUUCAAA